Messenger RNA from Cinara cedri, 13549 nucleotides. The record is from the annotation of a GenBank genome assembly. NCBI's taxonomy places the organism in Eukaryota, Metazoa, Arthropoda, Insecta, Hemiptera, Aphididae.
AUGACCGCGGCGAAUCUGGCGAUGAUGGUCCCGCUGUUGCUGGCCGGCUGCGCGGGUUGCGGUUGCGUGGUCGUCGUGUCCGCGGCCGGCGAUCCCGUCGACGACGCGCCGGCGGGAGUUUUCGGCGGCGGCGGCGGCGGUGACAGCGGUUUUAAUGACGACGGCGGCGGCGGCGAUGACCGCAAGACCCUGACCGUCAGCUCGGCCGUCAAGAGUUGCCUGGCCGGCGUCGACCCGUUCUUGCCGUGCAUCAACGAGCGGGCCAUGGCCGCGCUCGAACGGACCGAAUCCGCGGACGCGUUGCUCCUGGACCCGGGCCUGGAGAUCGCCAGACAGCCUGGCGACGAAACGCCCGCGCCCAGAGGAGUCUAUUCGUUCGGUAAUACGCGUUUUUAUAUAUAUAGUAGAUUAUUACAAAAUCGUAACGGUUAUAAAUUCAGCGGCUCGAGACGAUAACACGUCAACGGGGUUCGCGAGAUUAAAACGAUACCCUUUAAUCGGGGCUCGGGGGAAAUCGCGCCGAAAAAGUGAUUUUUAGCGCUUUGAUUUGCGUUAAAAAGGCACAAAUGAAAAUUACAAUCUAAUUAUUGUCUUUGCUCGAAAUUCUUUUAGAAAGAUGCAGCCGUCAGAGGGGCGGGCGUAUAGUAUAGUCAUCGCCAGAUAUUCUGAGAUAUUAUUCGUAAUGCUAUAUCCCAACAAAAACCCUCCGUCAUCAAUGCGUGUAAAACCGUCGUUAAGAAAAAAUGAAAAAACUCAAGUCAGAAAAAUUGUGGUAUCCAAAAGGGGCUACUUAUUUAACUUAGCUUGGCGGUUAUUAAUAUUUACGACUACAAAUAAAGAUACAAUGCCAACAUAAAUUUUUACAUACCAAUUUUAUAAUUUAUUAAUAUUACCGUAAUACUAUUUAGGUACAUACUAAGAGUAGCCGCCGAGUUAAGUUAAACUAUUUAUAUUAAAUUAUCGCACUUCAUCAAAUAUAAAACAAUUAUAACCAAUUUCUAAACUGAUGAAUUUAAGAAAUUACUUAGUCCCUUUUUGAUAUCACAACUUUUCUAAUUUGAGUUUUUUUUUUUUCUUAGCGAGGGUUCUACACGUAGUAGACUGACGGAUUUUGUUGGCAUAUCACUAAUUUCUUAAAUAAAAUGUUGGAUAUAGUUAACCUAUGUUUUAUUUUUAUAGAGUAAAAAAAAAAUAAUUGGGAUAAAAUAUCUUUGUCGUUUUAUGGAUUGAGUAAAUGAAUAUAUUUGAUGUAUAGCCACGAAUAUAGCUUAUGAAUGUUGCUGUAAAACGAUACUAUAGUGAUACAGCGUUAAAAUAAACAAAAUUGUUUUUUAUUCGUCGCAAACGGCCACCGUCGAAAAUAGGUAGUAAAAACGCGUACAACAUAUUAUACAUUGUUGUAUUUAUUGUUGAAAAAAAAUUACCGUUUCGUGUAAAAACUCUGCUAAUACUUUUGCACAUUAUUCAGGCUGUAAUCAUCCGAUCAACUUGAAAUUUGCAAAAUUUUCGUCUACGUAACUUAUUGGUCAACCUGCGUAAAUUUCAAAACAAUGAGUCUAUUAUUUUAGGCUACAGAGAGGUCGGAUCAUUUGCCGUAAAAUUGCACAGGUUAUUACAUAGGAGUUGACUGUCUCGUGUAAUACGCUGCGAUCGGCACAAGAGCUCUUUUUUUCUCUUCUUAGCUUUGGAUUUUCAUUUUGUUAUAAAGUUUUUUUUUAUCAGUUUUUGUUUAAAUUAUUUCAUUUAAAUGCAUCUUGAUGAAACAUCCUUUUAUACAUUUUUGUCGUGGUUUAACUGCCCCGGACCCCGUUUCCUACGCCUAUGGUUAAAGCAAACAUUUCUUCGUCCCCCAAUCCAGUACAAAAUUCUAGCUUCGCCACUGAUCAUGUUAUGAACCGUAAGUGGUUAUUCUCGCGCACCACCUACACAAAUUCGACCGCCGGUUCAAUUACGUGUUUUAUUAUUAAAUUACAACUACAACUAUCGAUUGUCGUUAUAAUAUUUUCGUUUCUCUGCUGUACCGCGCCCUUGACCGCAGAACGCGUGUUUCGAAAGUUACGACGAUCGUAAAAUAUACUUAUAAUAUGUUGUACGGAUAAAAAUUAUUUUAAGUACACGGUCGAUCAUCAACGACGUUACAAAUUACACGUGGACACACACGAAAAGGGACUCGGCCGUUUGUAUGGCAAUAUUAUUAUAUUUUACGGUACCGUAUAUCUAGUAUUGAUGUAUUUCGAAAAUUUUGUUGUAUUUUAUCGCGUACGAGAUGCACGAAGUGAAUAAAAAAAGAAAAAAAACUCGAAUUUUAUACCCGGAAGGAUAUAGUUAUUAUUGAUAUACCUACGUAUUCCUACACUCUCCGAACGUAACGUAUAAUUUUCGAGUUUUGUUCGACAUGUUUUUAACAAUUCAAAUUCGAAAUAUUUUAAUAUUUCAGCUACAUACUACGAAGUAACGGUUAACUGUAUGCAAUUUUUCAAUGAAAUUGAUAUAAUUUAAUAUCGUGAUCGCAGUACAGGACUGAAUAAUAAUUAUUAUUGUACUACAGUAAUAUUUUACGAAAAAAUUAUUAGUGAGAAAAACUAGCCGGAUAUGCUUUGUACCGUGGUCGUCUUUGGGUUGGCAUUUGUGGUAAAUGUAAAGUUGGGAAGAUAUAUCUAUAUAUAUAUAUAUGUUUUCGGUCAUUUAGUUUAUAUACUGUAUGCGACGAUAAAUCAUUAGAAACAAAAAACGAUUCUGUAUGAAUUAGUGUCAAAAAACUAAAAAAACAAACAGUUUAUAAAAAAUAAGAAAUGUCGGAGGAAGAGUAUUUUUUGGGAACUUUUCGAAAAAAAAUUUAAAUGAACUAAUAUAGGGUGAACAAUUUACAUUUUUUAAGGUAUCUAUCUCGAUCAACACACUGGAGACACCUGAGAAGGUUUAGAAAUUCUCUUUAGAACUCACCGAUAAUCAAUAGGAAGUUCAAAUUUUGAUUUUUUACUAUCAAAAAAGGUAAAGCAUCCUCUAGCCUUAUUCCUGAUGUUGGAAUUCGGACCAGGACUGCUCUUCGGGAUUCAAACGGAAACUUUCCUGAAAUACAUCAUGUAGGUCCUGAAAAUGUCAUCCGAAAAUCAGAAAUAUAAAAAAAACUGAAUACGCAACCGGGAAUCGAACCACGGAUCCUAAACCUAACUUAACUUAAUCUACCGCCAAACCAGUCACGAUUACCGUCAUCACGUCUCCGCCACUAUAGAUUAAACGCAAGAUACAGGCACCCCAUGUAUCAUUAAUAAAAAAAAGAGGCCGCCGAACCUAUAAAAUAACGUAACGGUAUGCCGUGUUCCCCUCAAAUAACAAUCUUCUCCUUUACUUUCAUCCCAACUAUUUGGAGCCUCGUUCUGAACUUCAAUUUGACUCGAUCUCCCACCUCUCAUACACUUUGUAUCAUUCUUAAUCGCAUCCAACUACCUCUUUUUGGGCUAUGUCUCUUACGUUUAUUUGUGUUACAAUUUUUACUGCUGCAAAUUUUUCUCUUCUCAUGAAUUACCUUUCUCUGUCUAUUUUCUCCAUUUCAUUUAAUAUUGCCGCUACGCCAUAUGAAUGGUGGGGUAGAUUGAACAUUUGUCCAAGGCUCCCGCCAAUAUAAAUUUUCAAGUAGAACAUUUUUUUUGAUAUUGGCCACAGGCCACACUUUUAGCUACAUCAUAAUAUAGUUUAUAUAUUAUAAAAACAAAAUCAGAUUUGAAAUAUAAAUUACUACAUCUAAAGUUAUAUAUUGACAGAAUAAGAAUUUUUUUUGAGAGGAUUAAAAGUCGUGAAUAUAGAAUAUUCUAUAAUUUAUACGUGUUUUGUUUUCGACGUAUCGGUUGAUUAACUGUAGAAAUAGCGUUAAGAAUUUUUAAUUUUUUUAAAUAUUUCGUCGUGUUUUAAUUGAGAUAGAUUUUAUCGGAUUUUAAAAAUGUUAACUAAAUCUAAAAAAGUUGAGUAUAAAUACCACCUGAUGCCGAGCAAGGCGUGGUAGGUAGAGAAAUAGAUAUAAGUGCCUACAUGGUUCUGUGUUUUAUAUAUACUGUACUAUAGUAUACUAUAUGUUUCUGCACCGUUCAUCUGUAAAUUAAUAUAUUUCUAUUCUCAUCAACUAUCCGAUUUAUUUAUUAUUGAAAUAUGUAGUGUGUAAGUAUCCAAAAAUUUUAGUGCAAUAACCGGGACAAUAAUUUUAAAAAUAUUAACCAGUCAUCGCUACCGUCCCGAAUAAUGACCGUAUGUUUUACAAAAUCAUAUAAUUGUAGUAUCAUCAAAGUGAUAAAAAAAAUUGUUAAAAAUAAUAAUAUCCAUUCAAAUCCGUUAUGUAUAGUAUAGACAAUAUUUUCCUUAGUCUGAAAUUGUAAAUUUCCGUUUAGCAUAAUUUUCUCCGUGUGUCUAGUGGUAAAAAACUCACGAGAUUACGUUCACUGCGCUUUUACCAGAGUGUAGCAAUAAUUCGUAGCAAGAAAGAUCCGGUCGGUUAGACGAAGUCGAAUUCGCGGUACAAUUCGAUAUCGUGCGUCAUAACAGUCGUUUGCCACUGUCGGUAACGUGAAAACCAAAAGCAGUAACGUCAGAAUCAGAUCGCCUCUGGGUGUCACUAAGCCGGGCGUCACCAAGCCCUUCGCGUUUCCGAAGCGAAGGAGGCCUGCGUGUUUCGGAUAGUCGAAAAAAAAGUGCGUCGUAAUAAAAGACCACAAUAGCCAGUGGACUAAAGACUAAAGACCGCGAGAUCGAAAUCUCCGACGCGUCGGCGAAACGUCUGACCGCGCCGCCGGACGGUCGCGUGAGCCGAGAAAUCCGCGAGAAAUGCAAACCGCGGUCCAAAAAAUCAAAGUCUCGUGUUGCGCCGGCAAGGUUACCGUGUGGAAGCUGGCUAUCCGGAGCGUGGACGAGGAGCGUUUGGAAGACGUGCUCGCCGAGCUAAACCGGUUGUCCGAGCCCGGCGAAAAGAACGUUUAAUACAAAAUAAUAACUGUACGCAUUGUUCGCGGGAUGUCGGUCGGAAACAAUAUUAAAUCAGUUGUGCUGGUCCGUGGCGUACGGCCGGAACAAAAAAAAAAAAAAAAAAAAAAAACAACAACGUCCAAACCAAUAAAAUUAUCGUCGGAGCUGGGAAGGCGGUCGGGGACGGUACGCGCCAACCGCGUUAUUUGUUUUCGAUUUGUGUGUUAUCAAUUUGUUCAUUGUUGUUUGUUUGGUUGUUUUUUUUUUUUUUUUUUUUUUAGUUUUAAGUCAGAUCACUUAAAAUCAGUUUUACUCUUGAAACAACUCGUAUGUAAUAAAAUAAUUGUCGUGUAAGCAAAACGUUUGUUUGCCGUGCAACGUAUUACGGACGUCAUAUUUUAUUAUUUAAUUGUUUAAAAGAAAAAUUAUAAUAAACGAGUCGUUUGUACACACCUGUACGCUAUAAACGCAUACUUAGGUUGUCAGCUUAAUUCCGAUUAACGUUGUAUCGUACCCAUCGUAAAAAAACAAAUUCGAAUUAAAAACCGGACAUAGUUAACAGCAACAACGUAGCAAACAACGAUUCUGAGUGGAUUUCGAAUUGAACUGUUCGCCGAUCAGCGAUCCCCACCGUUUAACGGAGACAACCAAGAUAAAAAAAAACGAAUUUUUGGCUAGAUAUAGGAUACAUAAGUUAAUUAAAUUUAUAUAUAUUUGACGCGAAAACAGACUACGUUUCUAAGCGAUGACGUCAGAUUGAAAAUAUGUUUUGAAAUGCCGUGACUUUUACGAUUUCCAUAGAAAUUUGAACUGGAAACGCGUAAAAAAAUACCAUACGAAUUCCCAAUAUACUUUGUAAAGUGCUAUAAGAAAACCGUAUGCUUAACUUCGUAACUUGUUUUAGAGCAUUUUCGAGAAUUGAAUCGAAUUGAGUGUCCACAUGACAACUAAAAUAACUCGAAAAUUUAAAACAGUUCGAAUAAUUAACGAAGAACUGUACACCACGUCCGUAGAAACCGUCUUUACGAUUAUUGUUAACUGUUGAAUUACAACAAAAAAUUAUAUUGUAAAUAACAGAGACCGUUAUUAUUGUGUAUAUUUAACGAAAAAAUGAUGAGGAACAAAUCCAAUUUGUUAAUUUUUUUUUUUUUUCUGUAUAUUGUUUAUUUAAGAACGAUGGUGAAAUCAGAAUUAAACGGACUGACUAAAAUUCGAAAUUAUAGCUAUUUGAAGUUUUGAUAUUAUGCGGGUGUUAUAUGUUAAAUAUAUCUAUUUUGUUCUUCUUGAAGCAUAUUUUUGUCGUGAUCUAAUGGUUAUUUAUGUCUAUUAUCAUCCUAGGGGUUCCGGCUCAAACCAUUGUGACGUAAAAUAAUUGUUUGAAUUUUGUUUUCCUUUACCUAUAUAAUGAAAUAAAAAAUGCAUUUUGGAUGUAUCUAGAGAUCCAUCGUCAUCGCUCUCUCGGACUAUUUUAAUCGCAAAAUAUCCUUCAAUUUGUUGUGUACGCUUUUCUACCAGAAAUCUUGCUCCGAUGUAUCAGUGUAGCUUAUUUUCUGAAAGAAAAUUUUGUAUCCAUGAUAAUUUAAAUAAGUAAUUUAAUGAUUUUUCAAGCGGUUUUUAUAAUAUCUGGGAAAAAUCAGGAUGAAAUUAGUAAAAAAAUAUUAUGGCCUUUUUUUCUGAGUACAACUUUUUUAUCAUCAAUUUUGCUCCAAUUUAAAUUAAUAGCACUUUUUCAGGACAAAAAUCUGAUGGGGAAGGUACUUUAUGGAAGUAAUUUUCUGAUUUUUCUUAGAGUUUUCCCAAUAAAUGGAAAAAAUCGGGAAAAAACAUGAAAAAAUCGGUACAAUAUUAAACAAAUAUUAUUAAAGAAAAUAUAUAAUGCCUAUUUAAUUAUUUUACCACAAUAUGACAUAUAUAUUGUUGACAAAGCAUCACUAUCAACUGAACUGCACUCAGAAUCUUUUUUUCGUUAGCAAUGUUUUAUCGUUGUUUAAAAAUAUAUAUUAAAGUACCUAUAAUAGUGUCUGCGCCAGUCUACAUUAUCCUAGAACGUCUUUUUUAUUUUAUUAUUACGUAUUCCAUCCUGACUGCGCAGCUUCGUUGAACUGCACCACAUCGGUAGGUGCUGGGUCAUCGUGUAAUUUGUGACCAUAAUAUCACCUACUGAGUUAUUAAAAACAGGUCGUUUCACGGGUAUAUACGGGUAUAUAUGGGCAAUAUAAGUUUUUAAUGUCGAAAUACAUCUCGAAAACUCAAUGGGAGGAGGGAUUAAAUGAGGGUUAUUGAGGGCCAAAUAAGAUGCUCCCAGAAAUGUCAAAAUGCUCAUCAAUUGGAAGCUCCGGGUGCUCUUUAAUUGAACUCAAAUAGUUAGGUAUGUAUUAAUUUUGACGGAAACAGUCAGUUCUUUGGAAGGUUAAAAUGCAUCCAAAAUGGUAAUAAUGGUCAAGCACCGAUUGGAAAUGAAUCAGGCACUACUCGGGAAGUUUAAAAAAGGCUUCCCAACAAGGAAUUCUUGAUAGACAUUAAUUUCAUAAUAAACAUGAAUUUCCCACGGCCGUUAUUGAUGUUAGAGAUAGUUGGGAAAAAACCUUAUAAGUAUUUUUUACACUUAUCGAAAAAAUAUAUUCAUAGACGGAAAAAAUCAGAAAUCUUCUUUGCAAAAGUAUACAUCAUUAGACUUAUAUUCAGAAUCUCAAAACUAUACUCGUCCGCGAGAAUAUUAAUUUAAAAGUCAAAUGUAUAUUAUUAUAUUUACGUACAUCGGCGAGGAAAAAAAAAAGAAAGAGACUUGUUUAUAAAGUAGUGUAAUAGUUGAUAGUUGGCAAGGACCGAUGAAAUAUAUUAUUUCGCUUCCGUGUCAUCAUAAUUAUUUACGUGCGUGCGUGCGUGCGUGUGUGACAAAUGGAAUCUCGGAAUAAAACGAUAACACGUAGGAUAUAAUGCCGUGGGUAAAAUCGUAAAAAAUACUAUGGCCACAUAUAUAAGAAAGUCGAUUCCCCGCGCGUUUGUCCAUUUAGGGUUGUAGUCUAGCAAAAUUGGUACGACGCUCCGCGGACAAACACGGUAAUCUCCGCGUCUAGAUGUUGUCCGUUUGGGUCGUUUGUUCAAAGUUUCGUCAAUUGUUAUACACCUUUCCGGCGAAAGUUAUAAAUACCACUAACUAUACCUAUACACGCGUUAUAAAUAUUUCCGGUUUACGUGUGUGUUACACAUUUUCCAAAAUGAUUCCUGUAAAUUCUCAAUGGCGCCGAAAUAAAUUCUGAGUUAAACCAGAAAAAAAAAAAAAAAUAUUUACACGAUUUGUAAAUUUGAAAUGCGACUAUUAGUAAAAAGUAUAAAUCGGGCCGAAACAAUGUUUAAAAAACGCUGGAAUAUUAUAAAAAUUGCACCGCGUAUAGAAACAUUUCACUUGUGAAAAUUUCACGUCUCCUAUGUGAGAUACACCGGACGACUAUGCGCCCACUCCUAAAAUAAAAUUAGACUCGCGAGUUGAUCGCGGAGGAGCUUAUUGGAAAAUUCUUACACGGAUUGUCACGCGAUGAAAUUCUCCUUCUUACCUAUUAUCUUCAAUACUCUUUGAAGUUUCUCAAUGAUACACGAGAUACCACGCACCAUUACUUAUUGUUAACAUUCACGGUGUUCUAGUGACAUUACGGACAUGAUAUUAUUUUGAACCUAUAUUUUGAUUAAGGACAACAGCCGAUAUUAUUAUUCGCAUCGGAUAUUAUUUUCGUGUACGCGUUCGAUCGUGCAACGGGACAUGACGUAUACCUAUUACCCAUUACCCUUAUUGGUAAUAUAAAUUAAUAAUUUUUUCUUAAUUAUCGUCAAAUAAUUUUUAUCAAUUCAUUGUUGAUAAUUUUGAUUUUAAAUUGUAUUUUCUAGUCUUGUACAUUUUCACGCGGACAUAUUGUUAUUGGGUAUUUUUUUCGAGGCAUAAACGAACGCGCGGUUUUAAAUUUUUUUUUUUUUUUUUUAGGACAUAAAAUCGUGCCGGCGUCAGUCCGUCGGCUAUAUCGAAAUGUUUCCAAUUGCUUAUUAUUUUGUGUUAUCGCAUUCACACGGCCCGUGUGUACACUGUGUGUUUUCUUCGUGAUCGGUGACUUCCGGUUGGCGGCGGUAUGGUUUUAUUGUUAUUAUUAUUUGCGCUUCUUCCAAAACGCAUAAUAAAUGUGCAAUGCGAUAUUGAAUUUUUCGACGACGACGCGAUGAUAAUAAUAUUAUAACGGCUUUAUAGUGACCGAUAAAAACGUAUACAACGACAACGGCACCAAUAUUAUUAAAUGUCCAAUCACAAUCGCCGUUUCGAUGAAAAUAACACGAGAACAAAAUUAUCAGUUAUCCACUGUCAACACGUGUAAUCCUUUAGGAUUAAAAAAUAUUAUUACUUAGUUAUAAUAUUACUUAAUUAACAAGUUUGUGAAUGUUGAAAAACCCUCUUAAAAACAACACGCUUAGUCCCUCGAAAACAGCUCGCAAUGCUAAGAAAAAAAAAAAAAUAAAUAAUAAUAACAAUAAGCAGAUAUAGCAGUAACGAAGCAUUCAUAUAUAUAGCAUGACAGAUUCACAACCUACGCAUAAAAAAUAAUACUUAUAAUAUAAAUCGUUAAUAAUACAAUACAAUAAGAAGAAGAAGUUACCUUAAAAGAGGGGAGGGGGUUGUGAGGUAAAACAAAAAUUCAAAAAAGGUGUCGAAACUGAGUACAUGCCAUUGUUACAUAGAAAUAAGCACAUAAUAUUGGCUUGAAAUAAUAGCUGUACUUUUGUUCAAAACAAUUUUAAAACGUAUCCUCAGGGACGCAACUCUAUACUCAACACAGGACUUGGCAAGACUGAUUCACAAAGCCAAGAGCGCAAUAUAUCAGAAAAGGGGCGCAAAAUCCGGAAUUCAUUUGUAGUAGAAUUUACAAUAUUUUGUAAAAUAAUAGUGGAUAAAGGAUAGGCUAUAAAAGCGGGAAUUUCCGUGUAGCCAAAGGCGCUAAAUACCUUUUUUACAGCUCUAAGUAUCUUUCACGUACCUAUGUGUACGGAUAAAAACUACAUAACGUUAUGUCUUACAGUACACGAGGGGGGGGGGGAGAGGAAAAUGAUUUCACAACCUUAAUAAUUAAUACCUCGUGUAUCAGCAUGAACGGGUUUUCGAAAAUUAAACGAUACGAUAAUCCGCGUGCAUUCUGAACUUAUUGUCCCGACAUUAUAUCGUUAAUAAAUUAUUAUUAUUACCAUGUGCGGCUACUCCUUCGUCGUGUGUUAAAUCCGCCGCCGCCGUUAAAAAAAAAAAAAACAGUUAUGACUUGAACGGCACACUAAAUGUUAAAAAAUAACGUACACAGUUUUGACACACUUAAUAAUAUUUACUCUAGUAAAUCGGGUACGCAGCGCAAUCGCGAGAGAAGUUUUCAUGAAAAAAAACAUAAAUCGAUAUUAUAAUAAUAUAUCAAUAGUUGUAACCGGUAUUUUAUAUAAAUAAAAAAAAAAAACGAUUUCAUUAUAAAUGGAUACGGUAGUGAGCGAUGUUUUUGAUGAAAUGUCGUAUGCAAAGUUAAUCUGCCCAAAUGGUCCGAUUGACUCGAUUGUGUAAAAUACAAUUCAUAAUAUUUAUAAGCCAACGUUAGUUUUUUCUCUAACCCCAAACAUAAAUGCAUCGGACGUUCGUUUAGAAAUAAAAACUAAUUGCCGGAUUGGCUUGCGUCCUAAAAAAAAUUAUAAAUACACCUAUAACACAGAUGAAUUUUGAAGUUGAUUAAAUUUCAACACUAUCGAUAAUCAAUAAUUGACACUUGCAUUUUCAGUAGAAGUGUGUAGUUAUGAAAUUUCACGUCACACUCUGUUUAGGGAGGUUCGUCGCCACCGAAACAAUCCUAUAUAAUACCAUCAUGCCUAUUCCCGUCCACCCACGGCGUACGGAUAUUUGGCUUUCUUUAUGUACGACAACAAACUUUUAUAUUUUAUUCGUUGCGGAUGAGGUUUCGCUUUCAAAAAAUUUAAAUUACAUACAACGUGCGCAGUGCUCUGUCACGCGCGUUCGCCCGACCGAGUGGUUUGUCCGUCCGAAUUCCUAACCUAAAAUAUCCUAUUUCACAUAAAUUAUACAUUCAUCAGAUCUGUUGUACUCCGCAAUAUAAUAACAUUAUUAUGUUUGAUCCGGCCGCCGCGCGCCACCACCGACGUUCGAUUUCCAAAAGUCAUUCGAGUCCCAAUUAUUAUUAUAAUGCGUUCCGUCAGACGAUUGUGUUGUACAAACGGAUUUGAAGUACCUGUCGUAUUUCCUUUUGCCGGAUAAUUAUGCAAAUGAUUGACCUUAUUGGAGGAUGCAGCGCACAGAGCGACUAUGUAUAACGAGACGUAUAAUCAAUUCGGAAUACGGUUAUACAUAAAACACUGUUCUAUAAUGCCAAUGCAAAAUACUAUACGCGAUCGGACUUUCAUAUUAUAAAAUUAGUAUACCUAACUCGUGGUUAUUAUUGUACUUGGUAGGCAUUUUAAUUAACAAUAGCGCGCGUUGAGUAUCAGACGUCGAAAAUAUAGUUCGAACUACGUCUUCGAAAUCUUAGGAUUUAUUAUUAAUGUGAAUAAAAUUGUAAAAAGAAAAAGAAAAAAAAAAAAGGCCGAUAUUGUGUGGCACUGUUUCAAGAUAGAGGAUUAAAUCGAAUAAUUGAAUUCAUCCACUUUUUGCCCCGCGUACUGUAGAUAUACUCGCAUUGUACUUAAUCUGUCUGUAUAGAUGUUUUUAUGUUCGCCCUUACGAGUCGAUUGAUUAGUGGCUUUUUGGGAUAACGUGUUUUUUUACUUUUCGUCAUAGACAAUUAUGUGUCAAAGCCUAGGUCAUUCGAGAUAAAAGAUUAUUCGUCACAAUAGAUUCAAAAACGCUCGUAUUUUUUAUCCUCCUUUAAGUUUAUUUGGUUAUAGUCGGUCUGCGAUUGUCGUUAGAUGUCAAUAAUUGCUGCGCUUCUGAAAUAUUAAUAAUAUUAUUGUUUGACCUAAUCUUCGAUGCUCCUGGUAUUUUCGACAGGCGAUAAUCCGUACAACGUCGGUGCCGUCAUUGAAGCCGCAUCCUCGUUGCUGUCCAGGCGAACGUUUAUUUGGGAUCUGAGUAUACUUUAUCCCGGGUUACAGAUGCGAAUCGGACCGACGUACAACGGCAAAGGAUUAAUCGACUUCAACGUGGACCGACGGCAUACGUUCAACGAGAGAAGUUUGAAUUAUGGUAGGUAUUUUUGUGUUUUGUUUUGAUUUGCAGGGCGCUACUAUCUAUAAUAUUAUCGGUUUAUACUCACCUCGUGGUAUUAAAAAAUAUAGGUGAUUUUGAUAAGAAAUAAAAUUCAGUGAAUCCCGAUUGUUAUAAUAAUAAUAUAGUAGUUAGUUAUUGGCAAUAAUUUAAUUUAAAUGCAUCUAAUUGUCGAGGUACGAUAACAUACUAAAACUAGUUGGCAACAAAACGAAAAAUAAUAAGUAAGUAAAUAACCGACAAUUCUCUAUCUACACACCGAGUUCGAGUGAAAUAAUAAAGUAACAGGCAACCACUAGAGUACGCUACCAAUCACAAAAUUACACAAUUAUACAUAUUAUAUUUGUAACAAAUGUUAGUAUUAUUUAUAUAUCUUUACAAAAGGUUUCUUAUUUUAAGUUCUAAUAAUAUUAUUAGUACGUAAAUUGUAUUAUUGUUUUGUAAUGUUUGUUUUUUUAAUCAGUUUUUAGAGGCUAUUAUUAAAUUUCAUUUGUAAAUUUUGAAUAUUUUUUUUUAUAAAAAAAAAUGUUAUCAGAUCGUUAAAAAAACACCAAUUAUAAAAUAAUAUUUGAUUUAUUUUUCCAAUUAAAAUUGAUUCAAUUACAAGCAUACAUAUUUUUUGUGUUUUUAAGGUCACAUGAUAUUCAAAAGGUCAUUUUUAGCGAAUGUGUUGGCUACACAAAUCACUAUUGCUUCAGUUAUACCAAUCGUAUUUACGGCUAUUUAUUUCCUAACUAAAAACGCUUUUCUGUUGUCCAAGGUCGCGUUAGUUAUCACCAGCGUUGUAAGUGUAUAGUUACUGAUGUUUGUAUUUCUAAAGCGUAGGUUUGCCAAUCAGAAAUAAAAAAAUGUUUAAUACUUUUGUCAUUGCACUAUACAGGUGGGGUACGGUUCGCUGUUUCUGCAACACAGUAGCAAACCGAUCAUUAAUAGCCACCAUCCAUUUGGUGGUCAUAAUCCGACAGGUGCUGCUGCGGGUUUUUAUCCGAUUGGCGGUCAUUAUCCGAUAAACGGUCACCAUCCGAUAAGUGGUUAUCAUCAUCCAACAAGCGGUCAUCACCAUAACGCGUUCGUCGGGGACAUCAGAGGCGAUAAAUUUUAUAACAAUUUCGACGGUUUUCAAAAAAUUUCAUCUUCGAAAUCUCCAACGGCAUCACUAUUUAGAGGCGUCAAUUAUUUCCCGCAAGAAGAGCAUGCCACCUCCGAUGUCGCGUACAAGGACUUAGACUUGGACUUGAACGAUCGUAGCAAAAAAGAAGCGGAAUAAACCAAUUACGACGGUUUAAAAUCACGUUCGCUAGAACACGUACACAAUAUUGAAACUUGUAAAUAAUAUUGAAAUAUGUAAAGAUUCUUUAUGGUAUUAUAAAUUCC